Messenger RNA from Juglans regia (Persian walnut), 945 nucleotides. RefSeq lists its product as uncharacterized. The transcript is spliced from 2 exons. The coding region runs from base 124 to 699 and encodes 191 amino acids. Gene Ontology annotation, cellular component: proteasome core complex. Gene Ontology annotation, biological process: regulation of systemic acquired resistance. The record is from RefSeq and is a predicted model, not a curated record. NCBI's taxonomy places the organism in Eukaryota, Viridiplantae, Streptophyta, Magnoliopsida, Fagales, Juglandaceae.
GCUGGAGUGAAAAAUGGGCAUGGUAAUCCUAAUUUGCCAUUUUGUUUGAUGCUCUGUUGCUAACUAUCUGCAUCUACGAAUAUUUCUCUGCAAUUAUUACUGUAAUUUUUGGUUCAGGUUAGCAUGAUAGGUGUAAAUUUUGAGGAUAAUCAUGUAGCAACUGGGUUUGGGAAUCAUCUUGCCCGGCCUAUUCUUCGUGAUGAGUGGCACGAGAACUUGAGUUUUGAAGAUGGUGUCAAGUUACUGGAGAAAUGUAUGCGUGUACUGCUAUAUCGUGAUCGGUCUGCUGUCAACAAGCUUCAGUAUCACAUGGAGGAUGCAAGCAAAAAGAGAAAAAACUGCCUUCAUCAUGAUGACGACGUUGAGGAAGAUGACGAACAAAAAAUGGAAAAGUUUUUUGCGCUCAUCAGGAAUAUCCGAGAGGCUCGUGAUCAGCAUGUGAGAUCGAAUGGCCCAGAUGUAAUAAAGGGAUCGAUAGACAACAAGAGAUCUAAGAUGAAUAAAGUCAUUGAGGAAGAGAAGAAGAUCAAGAUCGUCACUGAAGUUUGGAAGCCGUCCUUCGAACCCGAAGACUUCAUGGAAAAGGUGGCCGGAGCUCAGUUCAAAACAGUUCUGGGUUCUUCUCAAAUUCAAGAGACUGAUCAGGAAAAAGAAAAAGAAGAAGAAGAAGGUUUACUAGACCUAAAGCUCUCACUUUAGUGUGUACUUCCCACAAGUACUCAUGCAAAGAAGAUCAGAUAAAACCCUAGCUUCUGUUUAUAUAUGUUAGUGAAGUUGUUAAUUAGCUAGAUCUAUGUAUAAUCAUGGAAGAUCUUGAGAUCCAGGGAAAUUUAAAGCUAAGUAGCAAGCUAGCUGUGCCAUUCUAGCUAUCACUUUAAUUAGGAACUGAGUUCUUAGCAGCUAGAAAUCAUGAUAAAUGCAAAAAAACAGUGUAAUAUCUGAAGU